Molecule: messenger RNA, 3995 nt
Organism: Phascolarctos cinereus (koala)
Lineage: Eukaryota; Metazoa; Chordata; Mammalia; Diprotodontia; Phascolarctidae
Gene: ELN
Product: elastin
Molecular function (GO): extracellular matrix structural constituent
Source: RefSeq, a predicted model, not a curated record
CAGCCCCCCUCCCUCCCUUGUUCUUCCCCCUCCCUCUUUCCCUCACAUCCCUUGUAGACAGCAAUUAAGCAUUGAGGAUAAAACACACAGCCCGAGAGAGGGCUGAGGCUUUUCUCCCAGAGAUGGCGAGUCGGACAGCUCUCCCCCUCCGGCCAGGAGUCUUCCUCCUCCUCCUCCUCUCCAUCCUUCAGCCCACUAGGCAAGGAGGGGUCCCAGGGGCUGUUCCUGGGGCUGUUCCUGGGGCUGUUCCUGGAGGGGUCUACUAUCCAGGAGCUGGUGGUCUUGCAGGCCUUGGAGGACUUGGAGCUGGAGGCAAACCGCCCAAACCAGGUAUUGGUGGUCUUGCUGGACUUGGGGGAGGCCCUGGAGGACUUGGAGCAGGGCUGGGCGGCUUCCCAGGGGGGGCCUUCCCGGGGGGACUGCUGACGGGCCCCGCGGCAGGAGCAGCGUAUAAAGCAGCCGCCAAGGCUGGUGCUGUCGUGCCUCAGACCGGAGCAGGUGUCGGGGCUGGAGCAAAGCCAGGGAAAGUUCCAGGUGUAGGGCUUCCCGGAGUGUAUCCUGGUGGAGUUCUUCCAGGAGCAGGAGCACGAUUCCCUGGAGUAGGGGUCUUGCCAGGUGUGCCGACUGGAGCUGGAGUCAAGCCCAAAGCCCCAGGUGGAGGUGGAGCUUUUGCAGGAAUUCCAGGUGUUGGACCUUUCGGAGGUCAGCAGCCAGGAGUCCCCCUAGGCUACCCUAUCAAAGCACCCAAGCUCCCAGGUGGUUAUGGACUGCCCUAUAGCACUGGAAAGCUGCCUUAUGGUUACGGCCCAGGUGGCAUCGGCGGAGUUGGGGCAGCCGCGGGGAAAGCCGGAUACCCCACUGGAACAGGUGUUGGUACUGCAGCAGCUGCAGCCGCAAAAGCAGCUAAGUACGGUGCUGGCGCAGGAGGGCCUGGGGCACUUCCAGGCUUUGGGCCUGGAGUUGGAGUUCCUGGAAUUGGAGGCAUUGCAGGAGCCGGUGCCCCAGCCGCAGCAGCAGCAGCAGCAGCUGCAGCCGCAGCAAAAGCAGCCAAGUACGGAGCAGCUGGAGGCGUAGUGCCAGGUGUUGGUGGAAUCCCAGGCAUUGGAAGCGUUGCAGGUGUUCCAGGUGUUGGCGGUGUCCCAGGUGUCGGCGUCCCAGGUGUUGGCGUCCCAGGUGUCGGUGUCCCAGGUGUCGGCGUCCCAGGUGUCGGCAUCCCAGGUGUUGGCGUCCCAGGUGUCGGUGUCCCAGGUGUUGGCGGCGUCCCAGGAGCAGAAAGCCCAGCUGCAGCAGCUAAAGCAGCCAAGUAUGGGGCCGGGGUUGGCGCUGGCGUUGGAGUUCCUGGCUUUGGUGUGGGGGCUGGCGUUGGAGUUCCUGGCUUUGGGGUUGGCACGGGAGCCGUUCCUGGUGUGGGAGUCGGUCCCGGAGGUAUCCCCGGGGCAGCUCUCUCCCCUGCUGCUGCCGCCGCUGCCGCCAAAGCAGCUAAAUAUGGUGCUGGAGGUCUUGGAGGGAUAGUUCCUGGUGCUGGCAUCCCAGGCGUGGGAGUUGUUCCAGGCAUCGGAGCAGGUCCAGGAGCACUGGCUCCAUCCGCAGCCGCAGCCAAAGCCGCCGCAAAAGCCGCCCAGUACGGGUUAGUCCCAGGUGUGGGAGGACUCGGAGGGGUCCCAGGUGUUGGUGUCGGAGGUCUCCCAGGAGCAGUAUCUCCAGCAGCCCAGGCUGCGGCCAAAGCAGCUGCCAAAGCCCAGAUUAGAGCUGGUGCAGGGAUUGGAGUUCCUGGCUACCUACCUAGAGCUGUAGAUGGCAUUGUCUCCCCGCCUAGUGUUGGAGUCAUCCCAGGCUAUGGACCUGCUGUAGCUCCAGGAACCCUGGCAGCAGCGAAAGCAGCUAAGUAUGCAGCAGCUGGAGGGCCUGCAGGCGGCUUGGUACCUGGUGUGGCUGGAGUCCCAGGAGCAGGAGUCGGGGGUCUAGGAGGUGUUCCAGGAGCAGUUUCCCCAGCUGCAGCUGCAGCUGCCAAGGCCGCUGCGAAGGCUGCCCAGUAUGGCCUGGGAGGCAGAGGCAUCCCAGGAGUUGGCGGUAUCGGAGGGGUCCCAGGCGUCGGCAUCGGAGGGGUCCCAGGCGUCGGCAUCGGAGGGGUCCCAGGCGUCGGCAUCGGAGGGGUCCCCGGAGCGGUCAGUCCAGCUGCAGCUGCUAAAGCCGCUGCCAAAGCAGCUAAGUACGGUGCAGCUGGUGGAGCUGGCCUCGUGCCAGGAGCUGGAGGUUUGCCAGGGCCCCAAGUGCUGCCAGGGGCAGGUGCCCCAUCAUUUGGCUAUGGACUUUCACCUAUUUUCCCAGGUGGUGGAGCUGGUGGUCUGGGAUUUGGUGGAAAACCUUCCAAACAGUAUGGCGGCGCCCUUGGAGCCCUGGGAUAUCGAGGCGGGGCUUGUUUGGGGAAACUGUGUGGCCGGAAGAGAAAGUAAAUCUUCCCAGGACACCUGACCCGCGACCUCAUGAACUUUGGUGCUACUGCCUAGUCUAGAAUGUAUACCUUGAGUGACUCCCUCGCCCCUCCCUCCUCUGCCCUCCCCUCCCCUCCCCCCCUUCCUCACCCUUCUCCCAGGGUCAGAUCCUUCUCACUGGAGUGUUCCUACAGUCACCCACCCAUCUGGUGGGGGUAGGGGAUGGGGUGGAGGCACGGGCCCACGGGGCAAGCAAACACAAGAACCAGGGGCCAGCUUGGAAGUCUGUCCCCUUCCCUAAAGGAGCUUGGCUAAGGGGAGGGAUCAGACAUCCUCCCCCAUCACCACCACCACCACCCCAUUCCCACCUAGGAGCUCUCCCCUCUGCGUUCGUGAUCUUGAGGGAAAUAUGGUGCUACUCGUUGGUGCUUAUAACUUUCUUGGGGGUGAGGGAGGAGGGAAGAGGGGGACCCCCUGGAGGAGCCCCUCGCCUGGGGGCUCCUCUAAGCACAGCCUUGGAGAUUUUCAAGACAUCCAACCCUACCCCCACCAGGAAAGGUCAGCCCAGGACCCACAGCCAUGCUCUCCCACUGGGAUGACCAGUCUUUGGGGUUGGGUCUGCUUGCCCUACCUUGUACCCGAGCACUUCAAAUCAGCCUCAGUCCUGGUUGUGACCCAUCCAGAUCUGGCCACCUCUCCCCCCCCCCCACCCCAGAGGGCUGUCCCUUCAGUCUCUCCCUUGCUGCUCCUCGCAUCCAUCCAUGGAGCCAAAACACCUGAAGACUGGGGACAGCCAUGCCCCUGAUCUUUUCGGAAUUUAUCCUUCCAUCCAUCCGUCCACCCCUCACCCAAAAAAAGUUUACCACCCAGUCUGGCAAGAGGCUCCUGCCCCCAGCGGACUUGAAUGUCUUUCAGUGAUGCCCUCCACCUUGUAGGACCUGUCCUGGUCUUUCCCACCUCUACCCCUCACCCCAGCCCUGCCACCACCUACACUCACACACACCAGUGGCAAGGGGAGACCCCUGCCAUCGGCAGUGUGGGAACGCAUGCAUGUAUUCACCAUUGACAGCGACUCCAUCCCCACCAGGCCUGGGACAGCCACCACUGCCGAGAACCCCAAGAGGCCCGAGGGUGGGGCUGCGGCGGGAGGGGAAUCAGAGGGAAAUGAGGACCCAGAGCUCCCCGCCUAUCCCUGGUAUAUCUCACACAGCAGUACUGUAUCCUCAGCCCCUUGAGCCCCGGGCGUCGGAGCAACUCUUCCCAACAUUCAGGCCCUGUCUCCGUGUCUCGCUGUGAUAGAUCAAUAAAUAUUUUAUUUUUUGUCCUGGAUACUUGGGGUUUAUUUUGGUUUGGGAUUUUUUUUGUUUGAUUUUGUUUUUGGGGUGUGUGUUUAAAUUUUUUUCUGGUUUGGGGAGCUGUAUCCCCACAGAGGGAACUGACCCCCCCUGUGUUCAUUUUAAUCACUUUGGUAUCACUUUGGAUGGAACACACUUUUUUUUUAUAAGAAAAGGAAAGUAACUGCUUCAGAAAACAGACUAAUAAAUGAAAACCUUCUAAAGGAAA